Molecule: messenger RNA, 829 nt
Organism: Malaya genurostris
Lineage: Eukaryota; Metazoa; Arthropoda; Insecta; Diptera; Culicidae
Product: dnaJ homolog subfamily C member 24-like
Exons: 3
Coding region: 179-646 (155 amino acids)
Biological process (GO): positive regulation of ATP-dependent activity
Molecular function (GO): ferrous iron binding; ATPase activator activity
Source: RefSeq, a predicted model, not a curated record
UAAGCACGAAGUAAACAAACGACGCAACGAGGUUCGGGCAACAAUUUGCACCAUGUGUUACAGGUAAAAUACCACACCCGCUGUAGUAUUAAAUAUGUAUGGUUUGAACACGAAUCGUCAAACUCUGUGACACGUAAAGUCUAACAAAACAUCGCAAACUUGCUCGCCGAUUGUAAUUAUGUCACAAUCAAACGCAGAAUCCAUCUCGCAACCAAAUUCGUCCAGUGAGUUGUCACACUAUGAGGUACUUCAAGUAGCGCCGAAUGCGAAUUUCGACGAAAUUCGUAAAUCAUACCAAAGUUUAGCUUUGCGAUUGCACCCCGAUAAAAUGCCAAACUCCAAAGGAUCAUUCGAUCGCGAUUCAGUCACAAUCGAUUUUGUUCGCAUCGAUGAGGCGUGGAAAGUUCUCAGGGAUGUCGAUUCUAGACGCGUUUACGAUGCCGAACUGAUGCAACGCACCUUUCGAGAAGAAUAUUUUGUCAACGAAAAUCUAACCGGAAAUGAUUUCCAAUUACAUGAAGGUAAAGAUUAUCGCUAUCACGUGUGUCGAUGUGGAGGCCUUUAUGUACUUCCGGAGGGGCUUACCAGCGGUGACAAAUGUUACCUAUCGUGUGAUGAAUGUUCUCUGGUCGUUGAGAUGGCGUAAUUUGAUUUUCAUUCAUAUGAUAUACCUUUCCCAAUAUGCGUUGGAAAGCUACAGUCAUAAAGCUUCAGAAAUACUGUGCCAUUUAGCUAGAUGCAAAAAAAAACAAACCCUCGUGGUGGACAAUACUUUGAAUAUUGAAUUUGUAACCAUUUUCUGUCAACAAAGUUUGAAAUUAAAAAAGAA